UUUAUAGAACGAAAUUGUGUAGCAAUUACAAGGCAAUGUGAAGCGAAAAAACAAUGAAAAGUAGUCAAGUAUACCAACCUCAACUUAAAUACAUUUUACAUUAUUUUACUUUAUAAUGCUUGACCUUAUAUUUUAUAAAUACCCAUCUAAAUUCUCAAUCAUACACUUACAACAAGCCACUCUAAACUAAAACCACAAAAACUAGCACGUCUUAUAACAUCUAUGGAUGCACCAACUUGGUCCGCCUAUGCAUUUGCAUGGCUAGGAGCUUUAGCCCUUGUACUCCUUUCAAGCCACCUUCGUCGUCGUAAACUAAACCUACCACCUGGCCCGAAACCAUGGCCGAUCAUUGGAAACUUCAACCUUAUCGGAUCCCUUCCGCAUCGUUCCAUCCAUGAGCUUUCUAAGAAAUAUGGGCAUGUAAUGAUGCUUCGAUUCGGGUCAGUUCCUGUUUUAGUAGGCUCAUCGGUGGAAAUGGCAAAACUUUUCCUUAAAACCUAUGAUGUUAUAUUUGCUGGGAGGCCUAAAACCUCCGCAGGUAAAUACACAACCUAUAAUUACUCUGAUAUAACAUGGUCUCAAUAUGGUCCAUAUUGGCGUCAAGCCAGAAAAAUGUGUCUAAUGGAGCUCUUUAGUGCGAAGAGACUCGAAUCUUACGAGUACAUACGUGUAGAAGAGCUUAAUACAAUAUUAGGAGACAUACUUAAGACUAAUGGUGAACCCACCAUGAUAAAAGAUCAACUCUCAACAUUGAGCUUAAAUGUAAUUAGUAGGAUGGUUUUAGGGAAAAGGUACUUAGAUGAAAAUGAAGAAAAUUCAAUUGUUACACCGGACGAAUUUAAGAAGAUGCUUGAUGAAUUGUUCUUACUAAAUGGGGUGUUUAAUCUUGGGGAUUGGAUCACUUGUCUUAAGUAUAUUGAUGUUCAAGGUUAUGUGAAGAGGAUGAAGGUUUUGGCUAAGAAAUUUGAUGGGUUUAUGGAGCAUGUAUUGGAUGAACAUAAUGCUAGAAGGGAAAAAGAGAAGGAAAAUUGGGUGCCUAAGGAUAUGGUGGAUGUUUUGUUACAGUUAGCUAGUGAUCCUACUCUUGAAGUUAAGCUUGAGAGAAUUGGAAUCAAGGCCUUUAGCCAGGAUUUGAUUGCUGGAGGCACAGAAAGUUCAGCUGUAACAGUAGAAUGGGCAAUGGCCGAACUUUUGAAGAAACCACACAUAAUAACUAAGGCCAUAGACGAGCUUGAUAGUGUAAUAGGGAAAAAACGAUGGGUUGAGGAGAAAGAUAUGCAAAACCUACCCUACAUUCGUGCAAUUGCAAAGGAAACAAUGAGACUGCACCCAGUUGCACCAAUGCUUGUGCCUAGAAUGACUAGAGAACCUGUGAAAAUCGAAGGUUAUGAUGUUCCUAAAGGCUCACUUGUCCUGGUAAAUACUUUCACCAUACAAAGAGACCCUAAUGUCUAUGAAAAUCCCGAGGAAUUUUGGCCUGAAAGAUUUAUUGGUAAAGAUAUCGAUGUUAAAGGUCAAAGUUUUGAGUUAUUGCCUUUUGGAUCAGGAAGAAGGAUGUGUCCUGGCUAUAGUCUUGGACUAAAAGUUAUUGAAUCGAGUUUGGCUAAUCUUCUUCAUGGAUUUACUUGGAAAUUGCCUGAUAAUAUGAAGGUAGAAGAUUUGGAUAUGGAAGAGAUUUUUGGUCUCUCAAAUCCUAAGAAGAAUCCACUCAUUGCUUGUGCCCAACCUCGUCUUCCUCAUCAUUUAUAUCAUAUUUGAUCAUUUGUUAUGGAUGUCUAUGAGUUAAAGAUCUAAACCUCAUCUCCUAAGUUGGGUUUUAGGGCAAUAAACUAACAUUAUUUGAA
This is a messenger RNA of Amaranthus tricolor (Joseph's coat), 1844 nucleotides long. Its product is annotated as trimethyltridecatetraene synthase-like. The record is from RefSeq and is a predicted model, not a curated record. Bases 223 to 1758 code for a protein of 511 amino acids. The transcript is spliced from 2 exons. Lineage: Eukaryota; Viridiplantae; Streptophyta; Magnoliopsida; Caryophyllales; Amaranthaceae. Gene Ontology annotation, molecular function: iron ion binding; monooxygenase activity; heme binding.